Messenger RNA from Scatophagus argus, 5917 nucleotides. It is a transcript of the gene slkb, whose product is annotated as STE20-like kinase b. Gene Ontology annotation, molecular function: protein binding; protein serine/threonine kinase activity; ATP binding. Gene Ontology annotation, biological process: protein phosphorylation. Lineage: Eukaryota; Metazoa; Chordata; Actinopteri; Scatophagidae. The coding region runs from base 851 to 3880 and encodes 1009 amino acids. The record is from RefSeq and is a predicted model, not a curated record. The transcript has 18 exons.
UGAUGGUGGCCGAAGGACGCACUAACGUUGUAUGACAACGGACAAGAGCAAGCAGGCAAAUACUUGUCUUACAUGCAAAUAAGCUGUAGCACAGCAGCAAUACUAGAGAAAAAGUCCCACAUAAACUGUGUUUGGUCUGCUAUACAGACGAGGGCAGCAGAAGAUUGAAAUUACCCCGACAACUGUCGAGCACGAGGAGCACGAAGAGAAAGAAUCGGAGGCACGCGCACUCGUGAACGCGCGCACACACACACACUAAAUCCGCUAGAUUACCAGCGUUAAACCCUUUCCACACAAAUGGAAAGAUGACUGUUUUUGCCGUUUUUGCGAAUGUUAGUGAAGGAACCUAUUGUACCUGUUUUUAUCCUCAAGGAAACUAAUGAAUUAUUUUGUGGAACACAACUAUUUUGAAGGACGCCUUACUCAUCUUUUUUUUCUUUUGGUUGAGAAAGAGCCCUACGGGGUUGUCGGGCCAACGGGUCGUCCGGAGUUGGAACAACGGCUAGCUUCCCGUAUUAAUACAUUGCACUUAAAUGAAGUGUUAUUUUGGCGGAUGGUAGAUGCGAGGACACGUCUAGGUUAACCUUUAGUUAUUAUUUUGGGGGUUAACAAUGACCCAUGAAGUGCGAAAGAACUGGUCUGUAAACUGGCCACAACAGUGUCAAAGGCUAAGCUAGGUUUGGAUCUUAACUAACUACUAUUAUGAAAGCUAAACGCUCUUUUGACCACGCGAAUAUAUCAGUACAAAGACUUAAGCUAAAGUAAACUAUUCAAGGAACCCGACAGUACUUUGGGGUUUUAAAGUUUAAUUCAUUUGUCACCUUUAUAAUUGAAUGACUCAGGAUUCAAUAUGUCAUUUUUUAAUUUCCGUAAAAUAUUUAAAUUGGGAGCUGAGAAGAAGAAGAAACAGUACGAACACGUCCGCAGAGAUGAAAAUCCAGAGGAAAUAUGGGAGAUAAUCGGUGAAUUGGGGGACGGAGCAUUUGGAAAAGUGUUCAAGGCUCAAAACAAACAGACGGGCAUCCUAGCUGCAGCCAAAGUUAUUGACACAAAGACAGAGGAGGAGCUGGAGGACUACAUGGUGGAGAUUGACAUCCUGGCCUCCUGUGACCACCAAAACAUUGUCAAACUUCUUGACGCCUUCUAUUACGACAGCAAACUCUGGAUCCUCAUUGAGUUCUGUGCAGGAGGGGCUGUGGAUGCAGUCAUGCUAGAACUGGAGAGACCCUUGACAGAGCCUCAGAUCAGGGUGGUGUGUAAGCAAACUCUGCAGGCCCUCAUCUACCUCCACGACAACCACAUCAUCCACAGAGACCUGAAGGCUGGCAACAUCCUUCUCACGCUGGACGGUGAUGUCAAGCUGGCUGACUUUGGUGUGUCUGCCAAAAAUACCAAAACGCUGCAGAGGAGAGACUCUUUCAUUGGAACACCUUACUGGAUGGCUCCCGAGGUGGUGAUGUGCGAGACGUCUAAGGACCGUCCAUACGACUACAAGGCUGAUAUCUGGUCCCUCGGGGUCACCUUGAUUGAGCUGGCGCAGAUUGAGCCACCCAAUCACGAGAUGAACCCCAUGAGAGUCCUGCUGAAAAUAGCAAAGUCGGAUCCUCCUACCCUGAUGCAGCCGUCUCGCUGGUCCCCAGAAUUCAGUGAUUUCUUAAAGCGGUGUCUGGACAAGCAUGUGGACAGCAGAUGGAGUGCGGCACAACUGCUACAGCAUUCAUUUGUGAGCAAUGUAUUGGACAGCAAGCCACUGAGGGAGCUUAUAGCUGAGGCGAAGGCUGAGGUCACAGAGGAGAUUGAAGAGCACAAAGAGGAAGAAGAGGAGGAAGAGACUGAAGCACAUCUGGGCCACAAACGCGCUCCGUCUGAUGUCAGCGUUGCCAGCUCAGAGGAUGAGAAGAUUCCCCUCUCUCCCUCCAUCUUGGAAUCAGUCCCUGAGAAAAUGGAGCCAAUUCUGCCCAUGCCCACACCCACUGAGCUUCCUUUGGUCAACCAUGUGGUGAACACUAGUUUUGUGGAGGAACCCAGUGCCCCUGCACCUGGGCAGCAUGUGGAGGAGCCUUCAGACACGCCAGCCGAGGAAGGAGAGGUAGAACAGAAACCAGUGGAAGAAAAGCUUCCAGAAGCAAGAGUAGAUGUUGCCUCUCCAGAACCAGAGCCUGAACCAGAGGCGCCUGCUAAGGAAAUGCAGCAGCUGGAGAUUGCCGUUGAGGAUGAAAAGGAAGUGGACACGGCAGAGGUUCCAGCCAAUACAGAGGCUAGCACAGAGAGUUCAGAGGUCACUGAGGCUCCCCAGGAAGAAAAGAUUGCCAUCGUAGAACAAUCAAAUGCACCAGAAGAGGAGGAGGAGGAGGACCAAUACAAACACCUAAAGGUGACAUUGACACUACCAGAGCAAGAUCAAGUUGUUGCAAGAGAGGACAAUGGAGAGAAACCCACAAAGAUGAAUACACAAGAUGAGAAGGCAGUUCCAGACAAAGCUAAAGAUGAAAAAGAGAGAGAUUCCGAUUCGGGGAGUGGUUCAGCUGCAGAUAAUAGCAGUGUGGACCUCAAUCUGUCUAUCUCAAGCUUUCUGUCCAAAACAAAAGAGCGUGGAUCUGUUUCUAUACAGGACACCAGGCGUCAGAAGAAGACGCUGAAAAAGACUCGCAAAUUCAUUGUGGAUGGAGUGGAAGUUAGCGUGACUACAUCAAAGAUCAUCACAGACAAUGAUACCAAGAAUGAGGAGAUGAGAUUCCUGAGGCGACAGGAGCUGAGGGAGCUGCGUCUCCUGCAGAAGGAGGAGCAGAGGGCUCAACAGCAGCUCAGCAACAAGCUGCAACAGCAAAAAGAACAGAUUUACCGACGCUUUGAACAGGAGACCACAGGUAAGAAGCGUCAGUACGACCAGGAGGUGGAGAACCUGGAGCGGCAGCAGAAGCAGACUAUCGAGAGGCUGGAGCAGGAGCACACCAACCGGCUGCGAGACGAGGCCAAACGCAUCAAAGCCGAGCAGGAUAAAGAACUCUCCAAGUAUCAGAACAUGCUGAAAAACCGCAAGAAAGAGGAACAAGAGUUUCUUCAGAAGCAGCAACAGGAUCUGGACAGCGCUCUGAAGAAGAUUAUCCAGCAACACAAACAUGAGCUUGCCACAAUUGAGAGAGACUGCCUCAACCACAAGCAGCAGCUUCUCCGAGCACGCGAGGCUGCCAUGUGGGAGCUGGAAGAGCGCCAUCUGCAGGAGAAACACCAGCUGUUCAAACAGCAGCUCAAAGACCAGUAUUUCAUGCAGAGACAUCAGCUGCUGAAGAGGCACGAGAAGGAGAUGGAGCAGAUGCAGCGCUACAACCAGCGUCUUAUUGAGGAGCUGAAGAACAAGCAGACACAGGAGAAAACCAGACUGCCAAAGAUUCAGCGUAGUGAGGCCAAGACCCGCAUGGCCAUGUUCAAAAAGAGCCUACGCAUCACCGGAGCUUCCAUCACCCCUGAGCAGGAGAGGGAGAAGGUCAAACAGUUUGGAGCCCAGGAAGAGAAAAGACAGAAGAAUGAGAGGCUCCAUCAGCAUCAGAAACAUGAAAACCAGAUGAGAGACCUGCAGCUGCAGUGCGACGCCAACAUCCGAGAGCUUCAGCAGCUGCAGAACGAGAAGUGCCACCUGCUCAUCGAACACGAGACGCAGAAGCUGAAGGAAUUAGACGAGGAGCACAGCCUGGAGCUGAAGGAGUGGAGGGAGAAACUGCGACCCAGGAAGAAGGCCUUGGAGGAAGAGUUUGCCAGGAAGCUGCAGGAACAGGAAGUGUUCUUCAAGAUGAGCGGAGAGUCGGAGUGCCUUAACCCCUCCACCCAGAGCCGCAUCUCCAAGUUCUACCCAAUCCCCAGCGUCCACUCCACCAGUUUCUAGGAGAAACCUACUUACACAUGCAGAGACAUACACACCUGACAGUAAAUACUGAGCCUGUGCUGCCUUACUCUCAUCCUCUGAAAACUGUUGGAGGGUGUUAGAAUCGUUUCUCUUUCUGGACUUUGUUCCUCAGUCUGCAGCUCUGCUCUGCUAGACCUUAUUCUGCUCAGUUUGUGCUUUUUUUUACACUAUUAUAGUCAUUUCAGAUAGAAUUAUGAAGGAGAUUUUCAGAUUGUGUGUUAUGGUCAGCACCUCCAAACCUCUGAAGUGAAGAAGCUCUCCGUACAACUUUCUCCAGUGCCUGUAGAAUUUGAUUAUUUGGGCUUUUAAUUCUAAGCAAUUUAUGAUAAUUAUUUGCUGCUUAAUUGUUUGCUCAUUUAGACAUUUGCACUAAUGAAAGGAUAGCAUUUUAUACCGCUUAAACAUAAUUUUGAAGUAAUUUGGUUAAAUAUUAAAUAGCAACCUUAUAGGAUCGUGAACUAGAAUGUAUUUCUGAUGAAGGAGACAGAGCACAUUUUUAAUAUCACACUUGUUGAAUGGAAUGAUGAUACAGUAUAUUUUUAUUACUCCACAUUUCUCUGUGCUAGAAGUUCGGAGAUGAGAUUAGAGGUUAAAAUAACCAGUCUAAUGCACAAUUUCAAAGCAAACUUCAGGAAUUAUUUCCAGCAAAUAUGAUUCCUUCUUUCCAGGCUUUGUCUUCAGAAUGCCUUCCUGUCUCGAGCAUACGUCUCGAAAUGACUAUUUAGCAACAAGCAGAGGUGGAAAUGUGUUUGUUGCAGUAGAGGAGAUGUGGUGUUUACACAGAGACAAAAUGAUCACUGUUAACUGGACACUAAGGAAUUCAAUGUGGUGGCAAAAACAAAGACUGUUGAACAAGCAUUUAUGUACCUGUUUGUUGGUCUGUUUUUUUCGUUUGUUUGUUUUUUAGGUAACACCACUUUAUUGUAAAACAACAGUUACAUAUCCAUAGGAGCAUUAUUCAGGGAUGAAUACAGAAUGCAAUGUUCCAAUGAUGUCCAUUACAUUCUGGAAAUGAUGUAACAUUUUAAAGAGUUUCUGAGGCCGAAGUGUCACAAAAUUCACUCAGCAAAUUCACACCAACCAGCUUCCAGUUCGGUGAGUUGAAACUAAAAUUCAUCUCAUCAGCACUUACAGAUGAUGGUGAUGAUGAUGAUGGUGGUGGUGAUGAUGAUUAAGCCUGUUUUGUAUUUGCUUUGGUUUUCUUCUUACGCCUCCUCAUAAGGUAUUUUGCUACCAGGUGUAUCAUGGCUAGUCUUGCAUGGCUUUUCUUUUUAUUGAAAUGAUACUGUUUUUUAUUGUCAUGCUAGCUAAUAGCCUUAAUACUUAAGCUGUAAAAGCUGUAAGGAUAUACUGUAUACCUGAUAUGACCGCCUGAUCACAGGUUUAUGCCAGCUCGCCAAUUUGCUAAUGUUCUGUUCUGACUUCAUGGAGCAUAAUUACAAUUUUAGAAUUACUGUGACUGUAUUCAAAGAAACAAAAAUGGAACCGUUGUAACAGCAGUUUUUAUUAUUUAGGCUGAUGUGUUGUUGCAGUUUUAAAAACAAACAAGGGCCUGACUGGUUUAGGCCAUCUUGACGUCUGAUUGGUUCAUUUUAUCAUUUCAUUUUCUUUAUGAUUGGCUAUUGAGAGUUACAGUUAGUUAAAGGUAUUUAAUAACUCAGCUGUUAUGUACCAAAAAAAAAUGCUUUGGAGUGCUGUGCACCUUUUACAAAACUUUUCUCAGUAGCUGUUUAUAUGGAGAUGUAGCAGCCUCACUGCAGCAUGUGUGCUACAGCUCACUCACUCAUUGGAGGUUUGCAGCAUACAAAAAUAGAAUUCCAAAACAGUCCUGUCAGUUCUUGUCCUAUUGGUGAGUUAGAUUCUACAAAAAAAAAAAGUGAUUCAAUUUUGAAUGUUGAAUGAAAAUACAUCGUCAAAAUCGUUAUGCAUUUAAAAAAAAUAAAUGUAUAGUUUUUAGACUGCCUGUGUAAUGUAGAUUUUCAUUUUGCUGUAAAUAAACAUUUCCUCUGUACUAAA